GGUGCCCUCAACUGGCAAUCAGUUCCCCUUCCAGUGAUACAUUGGUUGUUGAUGGUGCCCUUCUGAGGACUGCAUCAUCUACCCUGAAGAAUCUUCUUCCUUCCUUCCUUCCUUCCUGUGGAUUCUCAGUCCCUCAGAGCCAGACUCAGCUGUCACAAUGGCAUCCAAUCCCCUGGAGUGCGACAUUUGCUGUAAUACGUACAAUGACGACCACUGCCCGAAGAUCCUCCCCUGCUCCCAUGAGUUUUGCUACCGUUGCAUUGAGGGGCUCAUCUUUACUCAAAAGAAAGAAUGCCCUCUAUGCAGAACGGAAUUCAGCAACAGCUCAGCUGAAGAACUCAUGAUUAACAGAGGCCUCCUUGAUGCUGCAAAGCAACUUUCAUCCAUGCUUGCAGUAUCGAAUACUAAAGAAACAAGGCCAAAGCAACCGUUUUUGAAAACUACUCAGGUUUUCAGAGAAAACUUCACCAAGAGAGGAAUUGCUGUUUGUCAGGGAGCAGAGGCUGAGGUUCAGGGACUCAUUGACAGCUACAGAGAUAUGAAAAAGGUCGUUCAAGAGGUGAAGCUUUCCAGUGAGAAGACUUUGACCAGCAUUGAUCGAAGUAUUAAACUGCUCCUGAACAGGCUGGAAAAAUUGCAGAAAAACAAAACAAAAUUGAACGAAAGUGAUGCUCAACUGGAAGCAGCAACAGACUUUAUUUCAGCAGCGCCUCUCAUGCAAGAGGCAGAGGAGCUUCUCCAGGCUAUGGAAGAAACUUUGGCAAAGUUUCAGGAGGACAAAAAGGAAGAAUGUUGUACAAAGAAGGAAAUUUUCAAGAUGAAAGAAAAUCUGGAGAGGUUCUUUAAGGACACAGAAAGGAUCACUGAAGAGAGAAAACAAGAAGAGGAGAGAGACUCUGUCGUGAAAAUUAUGGUGACUGACCCCCAAAUUCUUCAUGGCCGCUUGAGAGGUGAUACCCAGAGAGAGAUCUUUGCUGUGAUGACCCAUGAAGGGAAGCUCAGGCUGGCUCCAAUUAAGAUUGAGUAUUGUGUGAAUCAUCUUGAAGAUGGAGUUCUCCCACCAAGAUGCUUUGUCAUAGAGCUGGGGUCCUUGAUAUCAGGGGGAUCUCCUUCCCCUCCUCUUUCUUCUCCCCCUCCAAGGGGGUUCCUGGAUCUGGCAUAUAAAUCCACCCCCCUGGGGAGGGUCAUCAUCAGGAUAACUAUUAACGGCUUGAAGGGUCGCAACUUACUGUACAUGUGUGCAGGGGGUAUGGGGGGACCCUCUUAUGUCCACUCUCGGGGCUUGAAAGUGACUCAUUUUGGGUGGGGAGGUGAAGGUGUCUCCAUGGGUCACUAUGUGUCCCAUGGAAGAGGAGGAGAAAGAGGAGGAGUAGGCGCAUCAACUCGAGCAGUGUUGUCAUCGAGGGAGGAGGAUUGGGGGAGGGAGAGGGAGACCUAUGAACAGACACCAUAUAAGGCGGGAGAUGUCAGGGGAGACAUCUCAUCUGAAGGAGCUUCAAGGUUCUGGAUCGUCACCAGAGGUGAUCCCAAUUGGAGGAGAAGCAAUUGCUUCGGGAUGGUGGAGGAAGGACUCGAUGUGCUCAUAGAUGUCAUCUCGAAGUAUCCAGACAUUACACAGGUCAAAGUGGCCAACUGUGGCCUCAUUCUGUGAUGUCUUUCCCUCCAGAUGAAGGAACAAUUUUGAGUUUGAUUUGAACUCCCAUGAUAAUAGUAAGGAUCAUUCUCAAAUAAAAAUGUUCUUCUGAGUGCUAUUAGAAGUGUUUCAUUGAUUACAUUAUUAUUAUUAUUAUUAUUAUUAUUAUUAUUAUUAUUAUUAUUAUUAUUAUUAUUAUUAUUAUUAUUAUUAUUAUUAUUAGUUAUGUUGAGUAUCAUUCGUUUAUUUUGCUCAAGUGAUAUUUUUAUACCGCUUUAACACUGUAUAGAAAACGACUUUUCAUGUAAAGAGAGAGAGAGAAAGAGAGAGAGAGAGAGAGAGAGAAAGCAUUGGUUGAGUUCAGGAGGAGUCUGGUGAAGGCACCGCAAAACAGAUGCUGAAACUAACCUUCAAUUGUUUUUAUAAGUGAAGCAGAAUUAAAUUCUUAUUUACUCUCUUUAUCUGCUAGAGAUAAAGACAGUAAGUUCAGAGGUGACAGAAAGAGACACAGACUUUGACCAAAUCUGCGCUUUUGCUGAAAUGCUCAAGAAGAACAAUAGUAUGAGAGGAGUCUCCAUUGCCUCCUCCUCCUCCUCCUCCUUCCUCCUCCGCUGAGAGGAGGAGGUUUGAGGAGACCAUGAAAGCUCUCACAUAGCCCUGGAUUCUGUAUUCUUCAUUUUUUUGUUUUUUGUAAUAGAUCUUUUUUAUUUGUAUUCCUGUAAUCUUUGUAAUGUUAUAAGAUUUUGUAAGCAUGGAUUUCUGUAUUAUUAGCUUUUAAGAAAACGAUGACACAAGACUUGGAUCAGUUAAAGAAAACCAAAAAAAAAA
Messenger RNA from Macrobrachium nipponense, 2461 nucleotides. RefSeq lists its product as uncharacterized. Lineage: Eukaryota; Metazoa; Arthropoda; Malacostraca; Decapoda; Palaemonidae. The transcript has 5 exons. Bases 158 to 1651 code for a protein of 497 amino acids. The record is from RefSeq and is a predicted model, not a curated record.